Molecule: messenger RNA, 444 nt
Organism: Penaeus vannamei (Pacific white shrimp)
Lineage: Eukaryota; Metazoa; Arthropoda; Malacostraca; Decapoda; Penaeidae
Source: RefSeq, a predicted model, not a curated record
AUGGUGUCCGUCGCUCCGAAUGGAUACGGUGCCGGAGGCGACGGCGGACUGGGAGUCGAUCUCGGCGGCGCAGGAGGCCACGGUGGUGCAGGAGGCCACGGCGGCAGCGGCGUUGGAGGCGGAAGUGUGCUUCCUGACGUCUUCGUCGGUACUCGUGUGCUUUAUGAAAGUGGAGUAACUGCUGGUGCUGCUGAAGGCGUCACUGGUGGUGAAUACAACGCUACAAGUGCUGGUGCUGCUGGAGGCCUCGGCGCCGGUGGAAGAGGCGUCACUGGCAGCGCGUGCUGGUGCUGCUGGAGCUUCGGCGCCGGUGGAGGAGGCACUGCUGACAUCGCUAUCGACGAAGAAUACACCCCGGUGGAAGUUUACAUGUCAGCUCCCCUGUCAGCGGAUAUGCUGCACCACACUACUUUUACUGCGUUGAUUGAUAAAGAAAAUCACUAG